This is a messenger RNA of Cokeromyces recurvatus, 1367 nucleotides long. Its product is annotated as chromatin remodelling complex Rsc7/Swp82 subunit-domain-containing protein. NCBI's taxonomy places the organism in Eukaryota, Fungi, Mucoromycota, Mucoromycetes, Mucorales, Mucoraceae. The transcript is spliced from 3 exons. The coding region runs from base 146 to 1348 and encodes 400 amino acids. The record is from RefSeq and is a predicted model, not a curated record.
AAAAAAAAAUAAAAUAAAAUAAAAAUUAGUACAUGUGUAUACAAAACGCGUAACUUUAUUUUUCUUAUUUGAUAUACACAUAUAUUUUAAAGUAAUUAAAAUCCAAGUACUAUAUAUAUAUAUAUAAAUAUAUAUAAAACGAAAGAUGCCAUCAGGAAAUGAAGAUAAUGUAUUGCAUAAAUCAGGACCUAAAAGAAAACGGUCAAGAAGUAGAAGUGGAGGAUUAGACCCAAAAGACGAUUUGAACUAUGUUGAUGACGAGAGUGAUUUAUCUUCCGGUGAUGAUACUUUUACUUUGAGUGAUCUUGAUGUUCAUCCUUCUCAUGAUGAACAUAACUCUAAUCAACAUCAUACACCCUCAACAGGAAGAAAGAGAGGAAGGCCAAAAGCUUCAUCAGCAAGAGAAGAUAGACGUCAUAGAUCGACAACAAUUUCAUCAACAGGUGCUGCUCAUGGAGGUGCAUCGUCUGUUUCAGCUUCUUCACAAACAUAUGGUUCCCCUGCUACACCUUCUAAUACUGGUUAUGUUAGUGAUAUCGAUGAAACCGGAGAAACUAAAAUUGAUAAAUUUGGUAGAUUAAAAGAAGGUCGUGAAUAUCGUGUUCCUACAUUUACACUACCUACUCGAGAUGAGACACUUUUUAUGUUCUCAAAAGAUCCAGCAGCAUUAUUAGGAUUUCGUGAUAGUUUUGUAUUCUUGAAAAAGAAUGUAAAUUUAGUUAAAGUACAUAUUGAUGCAGUAGAAAAGGGAUAUUUAGUAGAUUCUAAUAUGCUACGAUCUACUUUUCGUACAAGAGAGAUUUCAGUUGUGACAGCACGCUCUGUAUUUAAGCAGUUUGGACAUCGUAUUAUCAAAAGAGGACGUAAAGGAAGGGAUGAUUAUUAUUAUACAGAUGAAGUCGAUGAUGGCGAAGAAGAACAAUCAGAUGAAGAGACAUUUUCAGCAAGCUUUGGGAAAGAUUUUUCAGAGAAUAAGCCUACGCCUGCAUCUGCUUUCCUUCCAUCUAAUACGAACACUACUAAUAUCAACACAACUACCACCACCAAUAAUAAUAAUACUAAUAAUAAUAAUGCAACCAAUCAUUUAGCUAUGAAUACAGUAGCAACACUUGAUAUCGGUAGAAAUAAUUUAUCACACAAACCAACAGCACAAGACUCUUUUGAAAAUGAUUUAAAUUGGAUGCAUAACGCAGCUGUUUCUACACGACAAUUUAACACUUCCCUAUUUAACUAUCGUCGUACAAAUCCAACUCAAUAUGAUUUAUUAACAAAUGUUUAUCAAAUUCCUGUAAGUAGGCAAACGCUUAUAGAUCAUUCUCUUCUUAUCAAUACCCAAUCUCAUAAAUAAAAAUAAAGAAAGAAAGAAA